Molecule: messenger RNA, 908 nt
Organism: Oppiella nova
Lineage: Eukaryota; Metazoa; Arthropoda; Arachnida; Sarcoptiformes; Oppiidae
Source: the annotation of a GenBank genome assembly
AUGAUGGACAGUCAUUUAGGGUUGACUUUAAAUGAAUUAAUCAAAUUGUAUGAUAAAUGCGAGCAAUCGUUAAACGAGAGAAGGAGUGAGUCGUUAGAAGAGGUGAAGAGAUCGCCGUUCAGUGAAGAGGGCAUACGAUUCAAGAAGUCGUUUAGUCCUAAAGAAGAAGGCGUCCGAUUCAAGAAGUCUUCGCUGAACAGCGAAAACAUCCGUUUCUUGCGGAACGGCGGUUGGGAUACUGAGGGCUGGUUUAAUUGGAACCCUUUCUCCAAGAGUUGGUUCAAACGGAAUCCGUUCAGCGCUGAAGGCAUUCGGUUUAAGAAGAAUCCAUUCGAGAAGGAAGGCAUCAGAUUCAAGAAGUCCGUCUUCAAUGACGAGGGCAUCAGAUAUAAGAAGUACGCGUUUGAUAACGAGGGAAUCCGAUACAAGAAGUCUCCCUUUGAAGAGGAAGGCAUUCGUUACAAGAAAUCUCCGUUCACUGAGGAAGGGAUCCGAUUCAAGAAGGCCUUUGACAACGAAGGCAUUCGCUAUAAAAAGAGUCCGUUCACUGAAGAGGGCAUUAGGUUUAAAAAGUCUGAUUCCUAUGACACCAAUAGCGACGACUUGUCACCGAAAGCAGCAAAACCCAGUAUUUCAGGCCUAACUUCAAUCAAAAACUCUUUGAGCAAAAAGUCUCCGUUUAAUGAGGAGGGCAUCAGAUUCUAGACACCAUUCCCGCACAAAUCCAUGAGUUUGUGAACCUAUGGCUGAAAAUACAAUCUCUUAUUUUAUAAGUUGUAAAUCGCAUUAUUAGAUGAAAAUUUGUGUUCACUUUUAUGUUUAUGUUUUACUAAUAGUAACCGACAGUACAUGUAUUGUUUCGAUUCAAUGGCUUAUAAAAUAAAAGUUAGAAAUUAAAUAAAGGAUCA